Messenger RNA from Rosa chinensis, 1516 nucleotides. RefSeq lists its product as uncharacterized. Lineage: Eukaryota; Viridiplantae; Streptophyta; Magnoliopsida; Rosales; Rosaceae. The record is from RefSeq and is a predicted model, not a curated record. The coding region runs from base 218 to 1396 and encodes 392 amino acids. The transcript is spliced from 2 exons.
ACCAAUAGCAGCUGGCAAGUGGGGCAAUUCAAUAAAGAAUAUUAUGUUCAACGAGUUAAUAACAGUCAACUAGGGCUGCUACUGACUUCUUCAAUUUCUGAAACUGUAGGACCAUAUGAGCAUGAACAUUAAGAACUUGAGAUCCUCCAAGACCAGAGAGAAUUCGAUUUUUUGUUUGUUUUUUUUUUUCAAUUUUUGAAGAAGAAUCUGUGGCAAAAUGUAUGUGACAAGACCUCUCUCAGGGUACAAAAAGUCUCCUGCUGAUCUUUCAUUGCCCCCUCCUGAAGGUCCAAAUUCUGGCAUUCUUGUUAUCCAAGAUGAAGAACCCAAGUGCUGCAUGAAUUUGUUCAAGACUGAUAUGAUUAAAGACCUGCCUCUCCCUCAGAACAGAAGUCUAGAGCUUUACUAUGCACAAGGGUUUCAUCCAAUGAGAGAACUUCAUUUUUUCAAAGUUCUAUUCAUCCCAGUUCUGAAUCAGCCCUUGUCUUCCAAUCAGUACUACGCAAUAUAUCCAUUUGGGAAGGAUAGAGGGGAAGGGUACACAAGCUCAAAAGAGGAUGAAACAGACAUGGACCCAUGUUGCUUCAGCAGCUGUUCUAAUGAUGUAAAGCCGCAACGUUUUGAUCCCAAAAACCUGUACCAGCAAUAUCAGAUUGAUCUUCACAGAAAACUUGUGAACAUUUCUGGUGGGUUUGUGGCUAAUUCUAUGGCUACAGAUGGUUGUCCCCCAGAUGCAUUGUGGAGAAGAGGGUGGAAACUCACUUGCUCAACGGCACAGGAGUUCGAACUAGGUGAUGCACCAGGCCUAGACACUACUCUCCGCGCCCAACUUCCUGGUUUUGAUUUCCCAUUGAAUAAUGUGGUUGUAGGGAAGUGGUAUUGUCCAUUCAUGUUUGUCAAGGAAGGCACACCGAAACCGUCGAGAACAAUAUACUAUGAGAUGACACUUGAGCAAAGAUGGGAACAAAUAUUUGUGAAGGAGCGUAAUAAGGAACAUGAUAUAGGCAAUGCUGUGAAUGUGGAUGUUGUUGUGCAAAGUGAGGUGGUUGCAGUUGUGCUUGGAGGGAGGGAAGGUGUUUGUGAUGAGAAACAUGUGGAUGAUGAUGGGGUGGUGUGGUUUAAGAGUGUCAACAAUGUGGGUGAAGAGAGAAGGGUCGGGGUGAGCUUAGCGAUUGUUGAGAGGAUGAAGUGGGAGCAAGAAAGGGUUGGGUGGGUUGGGGGAGAUGAAGGCAAAGUGAGAGUGGAGAGAGUUGAGGUAUAUGGAGGGAUGGGUGAGUGGAAGAAGUUUGGUUGUUUUGUAUUGGUUGAGAGGUUUGUGUUGAAAAGAAUGAAUGGGAGCUUGUUAGUUAGCCAUGAGUUCAAGCACACUCAUCAGAUCAAGUGUAAAUGGGAAUGAUAGAUUAUGUAGCUUGUCAAUUGGUAUAAUCUCAAUCUGGGAAAAUUUGUUCAAAUAUGUGGGCUUAUUCCACAAACUUGAAUCAAUGAUAAGUUUUGCAAAUUGGGCUUUUUCUGAAAA